Molecule: messenger RNA, 2175 nt
Organism: Ochotona curzoniae (black-lipped pika)
Lineage: Eukaryota; Metazoa; Chordata; Mammalia; Lagomorpha; Ochotonidae
Gene: PTPA
Product: protein phosphatase 2 phosphatase activator
Exons: 11
Coding region: 269-1240 (323 amino acids)
Biological process (GO): mitotic spindle organization
Cellular component (GO): nucleus; protein phosphatase type 2A complex; cytoplasm
Molecular function (GO): peptidyl-prolyl cis-trans isomerase activity; protein tyrosine phosphatase activator activity
Source: RefSeq, a predicted model, not a curated record
GUGGUAGGAAGUCAAAUGAUGACGGGAAUGUAUGCUUAAUCAUUUUAUGGUUAAGAUGACAAGGCAGGACUGACUCGUAGAAACACGGCUACUGUCCCUACAAACCCCCCCCCCCACACACACACAAACUUGACGCCCCUCUCAGACGGCCGGCGCUCACUUCUCUUGAGAAAGCUGGGAGCCCGCGGCAGACUCGGGGAGAAGAAGAGUGGGUGCGGGGUGAACGCUUAGAGAGGGACUGCGGGCGUCCGGGCCGGCUCCCAGGAAGAUGGCUGAGGGCGAGCGGCAGCCGCCGCCAGAGUCUUCAGAGGAGACCCCUCCAGCCACGCAGAACUUCGUCAUUCCCAAAAAGGAGAUCCACACGGUUCCUGACAUGGGCAAGUGGAAGCGCUCCCAGGCCUAUGCUGACUACAUCGGGUUCAUCCUCACCCUCAACGAAGGUGUGAAGGGGAAGAAGCUGACCUUCGAGUACCCGGUCUCCGAGGCCAUUGAGAAGCUGCUGGCGCUUCUUGACACUCUGGACCGGUGGGUCGAUGAGACCCCGCCAGUGGACCAGCCUUCUCGCUUUGGGAACAAGGCCUACAGGACCUGGUACGCCAAGCUCGACCAGGAAGCAGAACGCUUGGUGGCCACAGUGGUGCCUACUGACCUGGCGGCAGCAGUGCCUGAGGUGGCCGUCUACCUGAAGGAGUCGGUUGGCAACUCCACACGCAUUGACUAUGGCACAGGGCACGAGGCAGCCUUUGCUGCUUUCCUCUGUUGUCUGUGCAAGAUUGGGGUGCUCCGGGUGGAUGACCAGAUAGCCAUCGUCUUCAAGGUGUUCAACCGGUACCUCGAGGUGAUGCGGAAACUCCAGAAGACCUACCGCAUGGAGCCAGCCGGCAGCCAGGGCGUGUGGGGCCUGGACGACUUCCAGUUCCUGCCCUUCAUCUGGGGCAGCUCGCAGCUGAUAGACCACCCGUUCCUGGAGCCCCGGCACUUUGUGGACGAGAAGGCGGUGAACGAGAACCAUGAGGACUACAUGUUCCUAGAGUGCAUCCUCUUCAUCACCCAGAUGAAGACGGGCCCGUUUGCUGAGCACUCCAACCAGCUGUGGAACAUCAGUGCGGUCCCUUCUUGGUCCAAAGUGAACCAGGGCCUCAUCCGCAUGUACAAAGCUGAGUGCCUGGAGAAGUUCCCCGUGAUCCAGCACUUCAAGUUCGGGAGCCUGCUGCCCAUUCACCCCGUCACCGCCCGCUAGGAGGGAGCCAGCGCGGGUGGGCCGCCUUGGGUCCCCCUCCCCACCCCGUCCCUCUGUUCUUUCUGUUUGGUGAGAGGCUGUUUGCUGGGGUAGGGCUGAGGUAGGAGCAAGGAGGACCAAAGUGUGGCCCAAUUGCUGAGCUUGCCUGUGGUGGGCAGACAGGAAGAGGGGACCUGUGACCCAGGCUGUGGGCCCCUCCCCUCUCCUGGCCCCGGCCUCUUCCCUGGCCUCCUGUGUGACAGCAUGGGAAGGAGCCGUCUGGCCGUGCCUGCUGCCCUCGUGCAGGUGUGGGGUGGUGGCAUUGGCUGGCAGCAGUGGGCAUUUCUGGGCCCCGUGUGGGGGGGCAUGUGGGCUUCAGGGCGGGAGCUAAGGCUGGGACUACCCAGGCUUCUCCUUGGCCGGAGCCACACCCCUGCCCCUCCUGGCAGAGCUUGCCUGUGAAAGCUGUCUUUUAGGCUCCCUGGGGGGGUCAGAUGAUUGGAUGAUACCUGUCUUUCCAGAACUUUCCCUGGCGGGGAUGGGGUGAGAUGGGGUAGUAGGGACUCAGGGAGGGGCCUGGGCCCGGCCUCCUCGGGGCCCCUCUGUGCCUGGGGCAGCCAGCGGGUGGGCUGUGGGGGCUCCGUGCGCAGCUGGCCCUGGCCUCAAGGUUGGGCAGGGCCAAACUGGCCAGUGGCCGCCUGCCAGACAUGCCUUCUCCCGUGUCGGGGUGCACACCACCUGUGGCAGGGGAGCCCCUAGAAGCACAACAAGGACCUGUGCUGGGUCUGCGUGGUGGAGGGAGGGAGGACGGGGCCACGAGGAGCACAGACACCGUUCCCAGGGGAGCCCUGGCGUGCCCUCCUGCCCAGGCCAGCUCACCCUCACUCCCUGCUCCCCCACCCCCAGCCCUGGCACCCUCAUGCUGUUGGAUUAAAGCCUCUGUUUUGCACCCGUCA